Molecule: messenger RNA, 7227 nt
Organism: Peromyscus californicus insignis
Lineage: Eukaryota; Metazoa; Chordata; Mammalia; Rodentia; Cricetidae
Gene: Cep85l
Product: centrosomal protein 85 like
Exons: 13
Coding region: 329-2749 (806 amino acids)
Cellular component (GO): centrosome
Source: RefSeq, a predicted model, not a curated record
GGCGGAGGGUGCUGAGAGAGAAGCCGCUGCUGCAAAUCCGCUCGGAGCGUCGGAGCCUGGGCGCAGCCCGGGAUCGCGCCGCCGUCGCCGGGGAGCCGCUCGCUUCCGUGGCCCGGGCCUCAGCGCAAGCGGGCUGGGCCAUGGCAGCCGCCGCGGUCCCGGGCCGUCGCUGAGCAGCCGUUAAGCCGCCCGCCCGGGUUCGGCCCGCGCCGCUGCCGCUGCUGCCGCCGCCGCCGCCGCCGCCGCCGCGGCCCAGGCUCCGCUCAAGUUUCCGCCCAGAAGCCGAGGCGACCGCGGGCCCGCUCGCCUGCUCGCCCGCUCGCCCGCUAUGUGGGGCCGUUUCCUGGCCCCGGAGGCUGGCGGCCGGGACAGCCCCGGCGGGGCCCGCAGCUUCCCUGCGGGCUUGGAUUAUUCAUCAGCAUGGUUACCUGGUAAUGAGUCAUUGUGGCAGGCCACAACUGUUCCAUCUAGCCAUCGAAAUAGCCAUAUCAGGAGACACAGUAUAACUUCUGACAGUGGAGACACUGGCAUUGGCACUUCCUGUUCUGACAGCGUGGAAGAUCACUCAACUUCAAGUGGCACACUCUCUUUUAAACCUAGUCCAUCAUUGGUUACUCUUCCCACUGCCCAUGUGAUGCCAUCCAACUCCAGUACUUCAAUUUCCAAACACAGGGACUCUCUGGCAUCAGAGGGCUCUAAAUGGAGUGCAAGCCUCCUGCAGACAUUGGGAGACCACAGGGGAGGGGAGCAGGACUCCUCACUAGACAUGAAAGACUUCCGGCCCCUGCGGAAAUGGUCAUCUUUGUCCAAACUUCCUGCCCAGGAGAACUGCAACCAGAGUGGCAUUGUAUGCACAGAAGAGUUGAGGAGUGAUUUGGAAAAGGCAGGGAAGGGCAGGGCUUUCCCAUCCCACUUAAGGACCUUUGGGCCUAGUUGCUUACAUGACAGUAUGGAGAUGCUUAAGCUCGAUGACAAAGAAAUAAGUAAAAAGCGCUCGUCAACCCUGGACUGCAAGUAUAAAUUUGAGAGCUACAACAAAGAGGACAUCAGAGCCGCUGCCUCUGCUCUCAGGAGACAGACCUUAGACAUGACGUACAGUGCCUUACCUGAGAGCAAGCCCAUUGUGACAGGCUCAGAGGCUUUUGAGUCUCCAAAGUAUUUAAUGCUUGGCCAGCAGGCAGUAGGUGGAGUUCCCAUUCAGCCUUCUGUGAGGACGCAGAUGUGGCUUACAGAGCAGCUACGGACAAACCCAUUGGAAGGCAGAACUACAGAGGAUUCUUACAGUUUAGCUCCUUGGCAACAGCCGCAAAUUGAAGAGUUUCAACAAGGAAGUGAAACGCCAAUGCAGGUUUUACCUGGAUCAUCUCGUCAGAGUUACUCACCUUCUGGCUUUCAGGAUUUCAGUAAGUGGGAAUCAGUGUUGAAAAUAAAAGAAGGACUUCUAAGGCAGAAGGAAAUUGUAAUUGAUAGGCAGAAGCAACAAAUUAACCACCUACACGAAAGGAUAAGGGAUAAUGAACUGCGGGCACAACAAGCCAUGCUAGGACAUUAUGUAAAUUGUGAGGACUCUUACAUGAGCAGUUUGCAGCCACAAUAUGAGAACAGUUCAGUCCAGACUCCAUUUUCAGAGCAGUCACUAUCCCAUCCCCAACAGGAAGAACUGGAGCAAAAACUAGCAUCGACUGAGAAGGAAGUUUCACAGCUCAACGAGUUCCUCAAACAAAAACUAAACCAGUUUAGUGAGGAGAAGAAGAAGCUGGAGGAAAAGCUGAAAACCAGAGAUAGAUACAUCAACAGCCUGAAAAAGAAAUGCCAGAAGGAAUCUGAGCAAAACAAAGAAAAGCAGAGAAGAAUUGAGACCUUGGAAAAGUACCUGGCAGAUCUUCCAACUCUAGAUGAUGUACAGAGUCAGAGUCUACAGCUGCAAGUCCUUGAAGAAAAAAACAAGAAUUUGCAGGAGACUUUGAUAGACACAGAGAAGAAGCUUGAGGAGAUUAAGAAGCAAUGUCAAGAUAAAGAAAUGCAGCUACUGUGCCAGAAGAAGAAGGAAAAGGAGCUGGUGACUUCUGUUCAGAGUUUACAACAAAAAGUAGAAAAAUGCCUUGAAGAUGGAAUCCGCCUUCCCAUGUUAGAUGCAAAACAGCUUCAAAGUGAAAAUGAUAAUCUCAGAGAGCAGAAUGCAACCGCUAGUAAGAUAAUAGAGAGCCAGCAGGAUGAAAUUAACAGAAUGAUUUUAGAAAUUCAGUCUAUGCAAGGGAGACUUUGUAAAGAGAAGCUGACUGCCAAGAGCAUGGUGGAGGAGCUAGGAAGGAAAGAAGGCAGCCUCCACAGGGUAACAGAAGCCCUGCUCCAAAACCAAAGACAAAUAGGACAAACAUUCUCGUUACUGGACCAGGACCAGGAAGCAGAGCAGUCUGGGCUGCAGACCCUCCUUUCUAAGUGGCCGCUCUUUGAUCUGACUGUGAUUGACCAGCUCUUCAAGGAAAUGUCCUAUUGUUUAUUUGACUUGAAAGCAUUGUGUAGUAUUCUUAAUCAGCGAGCUCAGGGCAAGGAGCCUAACCUUUCAUUGUUACUGGGAAUCAGAUCAAUGAACUGUUCAGCUGAAGAGACUGAAAAUGACCACAGCCCAGAAGCACUCACUAAAAAGCUCUCGGAUGUGUGCCAGUUACGGAGGGACAUUGAUGAAUUAAGGACUACAAUAUCAGACCGCUAUGCUCAGGACAUGGGAGAUAACUGCGUUACCCAGUGACCAAGUGUUGGUCCACAGCAACAAUGACCCGUUGUGAAAUGCUGCUGUGUUAGCCUCCUUUGUUUCUCCGUAGGACUUAGAAGGGAAAGGCGAAGCUCCUGGCGGUGUAUUCCGGCUUUGUCGUCGUCAUCGUUCGUGUUGGUGUUGGUAUUGUUCGGUUUGCUUUACUGAGGAAGUUUGAAGGGGCUGAUGAAAUCACGCAAACAAUCAUGUUACUAUUUGAAAAAUGAGAUAAUGUCUGCAAGAAAAAGAGCAAAACAAUCUGCAUGUUCAAACUACUGAUUGUAGGACCAAGCUGUGAACAGUGCUCUUCAGAUAAAGGCAUAGGGUUUCCUUAAUCCUAUCAUUUUCUGUGUAUACAUGUGACUGCUCAUUCAUUCUCUCGCUUGAUCACUCUGUCUCUGUCUGUCUUUCAGUCUGUCUCUUUGUGGAGGAUUUCAAGGGUCAAAGCAAGGCUUUGAAAGUCACACACUGUCAAUCUUCAUUUUGGAAUUUUAUAGGCAGGCUGACUAGACCCAAUACCCAGGCAAUGUUCUAAUGCAGAAGGAUAGGGAGCAAAAUCAUUAGUUCUUUUAAAAGUGAAUGUAUUGAGAUGGUGGGAUUGUGAAGUUAGGCUGAUUUUGGCACUGAGCACAGCUAUUUCUUCCAGAGUGGUCAUAGAUUAUCUCACAGUGUAAAAUUCUGCUGUGAUGGUUUUUUUCAUUGGCUGUGUAAUCUAUGAUGUAUAUGUAAGCAGAGCCAUAUAAAAUUAAUAGGAGCCCUCUGUGGCCUUCAAUGACUAUUAUAAAAAGAAAGAUGAUAAAGUAACUCUAGCAGAGUUGCUUUUUAUCCACAUUUCAGCAUUCACAGUUAAACAGUUCUGUGCCUGCUUUAAAAUAUAAGAGAAAGCCAAUUCAUUCAUACAUGAAUUAACAGUAACAUAAAACAAAACCUAAGUCUCAAUGAUAUUUUAAUUUCUUUUAUUAGAUUUGUUAAAUUACAAACAGCUUGUCAUGGAUUAUGAUAUUACUUAGGUUAGUUCAUCUGGAGCACAGGGUACUACUAUGAAAUGCAAAUCAUUUGAGCAGAUACACAGCCAUUUAAACUUCAAAUAAUACUGUCUGUGUAUCAUUUUAUGUUUUAGAAAGAUUAUAUAUUUUAUUGCCGGUUGAGAAUUCAUUACAGUCUUUUUAAUACAGGCAAAGCAUUGCCCUUUAUAGGUUGAUUUUCUUUUCCUUCCUUCCUCCUUCCCUUCCUCCCUCUCUCCCUCUUUCCCUCCCUUCCUUCUUAAUGCAGCCCAGUUUUCUUCAGGCAGGACUUCAUAGGUGGGAGAGUAAAGGGUGUGGAACCAGCAGGAUAGUACUGUUGACUGAGAUCACACAAAUACCCAUUUUUCUUGCUAAGCUUAUUCUGGUAUAGAGCUUGCUCCUAGAAAAGAUUUUUCUUAAUCUCAACAAUGAAAACUUAGUGGGACAGGCCUUUGAGGAGAUUGCUCAGAAAGAUACUCAGUUCAGAACGGGCCUGUAUUCUGCUGUCCAUAGUCAUUUGAUAGUUAUAUUCCAGUAGUUAGUCAUACUACAUCACGAUGACAAAUUUCCCUUCUAUUUAGUGCUGAAUCCACUAUAUUCCUUCUCCUGGGAUCUGGCUACUAAUAAAUCCAUGUGUUGAAGUGAAUAUGCAUGCCAACUCUCUAACCCAGAGAAGAUCUUAGCCACUCUAAGAAUGGUCCUUUAAAAAUGAAUUCAUUGGGUUUUAAGACUAAUGUUUUGAUGACAAUCAAGAAAUUGUUUGUUGCAAAAAUAUAUGCUGUGCAAAAGGUAAUGUCUGUGCAGAUAGUCCCAAGCUGGAAAGUCAGAUGAUAGCAUCUAUAUGGGUCAACCACAGUGCAGCAAGUAACAGAUUAACUUCUCUUUGGCUAGAGUCCUUACCAUCCUAUCAUGAUGUCAGAAAUAAAGCCACCUAAAACUAUAGCAUUAUAGAGCAACCAGUGCUGAUUUGUGUUAGCAUCUCCUUAUGUCUCCUAAGUCCUAGGUUUUUAGGUUUUAUAGUUGCUGUUUUUUUUUAAACAAAUUUAUGGUCAUAUAUAUUAAUAUAUAUGUAUACACACACACACACACAUAUAUAUAUACAUACAUAUACACAUAGAGAAAGACACACAUACCUUUUUUUUUUUCAGGCCACUUGCAAUAAAUAAUUUUUGUUUUGGCUAGUUUUCUAAAAUUUAAAGAAUUUAAUUCAUGUAUCUUAGAAUAAAAAAUUUAAGAAAUUACCAAACUGUUACUGAUACAUUUCAGUUUCUAAAUUGUAUACUACCAUUUAAAAGACAUUCAGAUGUGAUAGAUUUGAUAUAAUGGACUACAAAAUACCAAUCUCUUACCAGAGUCUAGAGAGUAAUGAAGGGCUUUGAUAGAAAGUAGUCCACUUUGGAGGGAAUUUUGAAGAAGAUGGAACUAGUUGUGUGCUAGUUAGUCAGCAUUUCAUUUUUCAGAACCAUCUCCUUCCUUAAGAUACACCUUUGUUAGAACAGUAAUAAUAUCACAUCACAUUGAAAACAAAAAUUUACCAUUAGGUCAAGUAAGAUGGCAAAUAGCAAUUCUAUAGUGUUUGAUCCCCAUUUCGAAGUAGAGUGUACAUGGAAGUUACUAUAAUAACAUAGCCUAAAAUAAAAGGGAACUUAAAUUCUAAAGUAAAUCUAUCUGUAAAUUUCCAUAUGUAAUGAACUUUCUUUUCGUUUAUGCUUUUGUGUAUAAAGUCUUUAUUCUCUUAGAAAGUGUUACACAGUAUUUUAUUUUUAGUCUGUUCAAGCUGAAGCCAUUCGAACACAGUCACAUAGAACAGAAGUAGACUAUCAGUUGCCGCAGGAAAGACACCUGUUACCUAUGCAGGUAAAACUAGCUGAAUGAAGGACACAAUAAUGCACCAUCCUUACAUUUGAUGUCAGAAAAAUAGACUUAAACUUAGUACAUUUUCAGUGACCUCUGAUUUCAAGAUUUCAAGUGACUAGGUAAAUAUACAAGGAUUUUAUUUUUAAGAGCAUGGUCCCUUUUAAUAUUUAGAAUAAGAUUCACUGUUAAUGUUAGCAUUAUUUUCUUAGUGGUUGUGGGUUGUAAUUUUGUGAAAUUGAAUUUAACUUUCAGUUGCUUGUUAGAAAAAUUCAAGAGCUAGAAAUGUUGCUAAAAUGAAUAUUGGACAGUUGGAUAUAGAAGCUUGUGAGGAAAUGCUGUUCUUGUUUCAGUAGGAAUCUCUGACAGGAUGUCUGUAGAGGGGCUGUUUCAUUGGCGAAUGCUCUUUAAAUACCUGUAAUAGUCACUGAGCAACAGGAGCUGAGCACUGGGCUAUUUUGCACAGUACUGUUCAAUUCUAGCACGCCUCUGGUUUGGAUUGCUGGAGUUCUUGUCUAGAUCUCUGUCACUGGAUAUGUAAUUACAGUGAUAGGGUGGUCUCUGAAUGACCAUACAGAGCAGAUGACAUUUGGAAACACCAAUAGCUCUUGCAUCCCGUUUAUUUCCAUUUCUGACAGUUCUUUUCAGUGUUCACAAAUGAAGAGACACUGUCUCCUAUUUGAUAUAAAAAGUAAAAUUUUCAGCUUCACCUCCCAAACACAUUGAUGGUAAUUGCUGUAUGAAUAUAUCAUACAUCUAAUCAUGAAAGGGGAUGAUUUGAGAUUUCUUCUUACUGAAAUGAAAUAUUGACUAUAAUAGAAUGUACUUUGAAAUCAGUAUCAUCGGCAACACUGUUGCGGCUGCAUACAGAGAGAACCUUUCGUGCCUUUUUGCCUGCACUGUUUAUUUCUCUUACAUGAGCUAUAAGAAUGUUGAUUAUUGCACCUUGUUCUUUGGUAAAUAGACUUAAGAACUUUUCUAAAACGAGCCAUUUCUUCUUAGAUGAUAGUUACCUUAGUAGACAUGAGAGGAUGUAUCAUAUUUGGAUGUGUUUGAAGCCCAGCCUUUUCUUUAUAGAGAGCAGGAAAUUCCUUUCAAAUGUAUUCAUUUGUAUGUAUGUGUGUGUAUUUAUAUAUAUUAUAUAUAUAUGUAGUAAUUUAAACACUUAAGCGUGAGAUUAACAUCAUGUUGGCUGGUGACCAGAAGUAGUAAGGUGCUAGCUGGUCACACUAAAAAGCACAGUGGAGUGUGCAAUCAGUCACUGACUGGUGGGCUUGUAAACUAGGUUCAGGUUUUGAACCACCAGAAUACCUCAUGUGUAAAUACAGUGUUCAUGACUUAACUGAAAUACAGUUAUUGUAAAAAAAAAAAAAAAAUGUGAAGCCACUGGCUGGCUUAUGCCUUCUGACUUUUUGUUUUUCCUCCUUUUUGGAAAGGAGUUAUUUGUGGUUUUGUUUUUUAAGUAGGGUUUACAGCUAGAAAUUUGAAUGCCAAAGUUCUAUUUAUUAAACUAAGAAAAAAAGUUUUCAAUGUUAAUGGCUAGUAUUUUUCCACUGGACUAUUGUUUGUUGAUGUUGGAAUUUGUAUUUACAGAGAAAUAAAUUUUUUACAAAAAUA